GUUUAUCUCGUGACUUCAAGUUUGCCGAUAAGACGUGAAAGUUUGUUUCUCUGUGGUAUUCCGGCUUCGAUGCCUCAAAACGGCUUAAUCGCGGUUUAAGGUGCGUCUGUGUGCGGAUAUUUCCGAACGAUGCGAUAACACUCUCAUGCUUGAAGAUGUUAGUGCUCUUAUUUCCCAUGUCGCCAAUUUUUGUGGUAAAAAUGUGAAUACACGCAAAUCGCUUUGAUAAGUAGAAGUUGACCAUCAGACUACCGGAAUGCCGUCAGAUGUCGUGUCGUUGGUCACCACUGGAUUAGGGGUUGGUGUCCUAGCCGGGAUAUUGUCUGGGGUUUGUUACGUUCUUGUCCACGGCUAUAAGAAAAAGAGGAUUCGUAAACGGGGAUCCGAUUGGUACUGUGAGAUUUGCGGGGUUUAUGUCAGGCAGGUGGAGGACAUAUUGGAAAACACAUUAAUUACCUGUUCGCAAUGCGGUUGCAGAGCGUGCAGAAAGAAAUGUGCAAAACUUCAAUGGACGAAGUGGUUCUGUCACAGAUGUUUAAAUCCGUCCGAAUCGUGGUUUAAGGAAAUAUUUCACGCCGUACAACCUAAUGGCUGGUUUAACGCUAGUAUGAAUGUCCAGCAAAGCUCUGACUUAGACGCCGCUUUAGAAUCUUUGCGGAAACUGGAAAAAGAACAAGUGCGUGACUUCAUCGAGAAACUAGUCAAUGUUAUGCUCUGCGGGAAUGUCGACAAUGCUAGUGUGUCCAAACUAUAUAACGACAAACAAUAUGAUGAAAUUUUCCAUAGAUACCAUCUAGAUCUGAGCAAUACCCUUACAGACUUGGGCUCCGCAUUGCAUAUUGCCAUUUCCAAUUUGCCUAUAACAGGUCAAUCGCCCAGCUCAGCACAUGAAGCGUUAAAGCAAUUGAUCGAGCAACUUUUAAAGGAAGCUGCGACGUUACCUCGGCUACAGCAAACUCAAGAUCAUUCAACUACCGCAGAAGGAAACCCUAGCAGAACCUACGAAGACCUUUUGGCCACAGCAAUUAUCAAUAAGGUGAUAAGCAGUUGCCAAAGUAACUUGCCGUCUUCUUCGGCAAACAGCGUAUGUAGCCAUGUGUCCAAAGUUUCAUGCCAAAACGAAAGUAAGGAAUACUUUUUCGGUGAGGAAACUCUAGACGCCAAAUGGAAAUCUACUGAUUUAGAAACGUCCUCCGUUUCUAGUUCGGAAGAAUGGAUCCAAACGGAUUCAAGUUUGGGAUCAAAAAAAUACGUGGAUCGGGUUACCCUUAUGAUAAAACAGGAUAUUGAAGAAGUGGAUCGAUUACACUCAGAGGACGAAGAAGAUGGCACAGACUAUUUCAGAUCAAGCUCUUCGCUGCUCGGCGAUAGUGACACCAACUGGUUCCUUCAGAGACGCCACUUCCAAGGAACCCCUUCGCCAGUACCCGUUCCGAUGCUGGUGCCAAACCCUACAACAGAAGCUAAGGUUUUUAUCGGCGAUAAACCGGUCGAUGAUACUUCUGAUUUAUCCGACGUAGGAUCGGACUUUGAAGAACCGGAACCAUUACCUAAAGCUCACACGCUAUUGAUAGAAUCGAAAACUAUAAUCGGGGGUGGCAAACGAAAUCCUGAAUUGGUCGAACACGCAGAUGAACAGAGCGAGUCAUCGACCGAUUCUGGGGUGAAGGAAGUUAACGGUCGGGAACAGAGAAGAUUUGAAUUGAUGAGUUCAAGUCAGAUCUCCAAGACGGACGUCAGUGUAGAUGAUGACAAUGUUGAAGACUCGUCGUUUCUUUCCGUCUACAGCAACACGGAAAAAGAGGCUGAGUAUACUGAGAGAUAUGGCUCCUUGCCAAGGACGAUAUUGAAAAGUCCAACGCCUCCCGCAAGACCUUCGCGAAACCUAGACACAUCAACCGCACCAAAAUAUUCCGAUGUAAUUACGUCUAGAACAGAAAACUUCCACGACCGAGUGCCGACACCGCGAACGACCAUUAUUAAUGAAAACGAGGAAUAUAAAUCUGAUAGCUCCGGAGAAGUGGAAUUUUCCGGUAGUUAUAGCAAACGUGAAAGGGAGAAAUGGAAACAUGCUGUUCAGAUGAAAAAUAAUCCCUACUCUAGAGAAAAUAUCGAGAAACGCUUACAGCGUUCUUCCUCUUCUGUUGGAUCCUCAUUUGGAGCCGACUGGUAUGCUAAACAGGCUAAAAGUCCAUCAGGAGGAAAGCUCAAAUCCUCUGAGAUAAACGGCGUGAACUGGCCUCCACAAAAACCACCCGAAGAUGAAAUUUACCAAUACUCCGAAACGAACGGGGUACAUCACGCUGUUCACGCCGUCGUAACAGAUUCCGAACAACACGAGGCUUUAUACGAAUGCGUAGAAGAAGAUUUGUUUAAGCAAGAGCCAAAAAUUCAAAGUUACGGUGGGAGUUUCGCAGUCGAGAGUAAUAUCUCUCUCACAAGCGACUCAGACCUGAGUUAUGUUAACUUCUACGACGUUGAAAACUCACAAAUUAUUAGGAAAAACAAGCACGAAGAAAUAUCCAUACCUAUUAAGUCAACCGAUGCUCAAGGAACGUAUACGGCGAUAUCAGAUAACAAUGGCGACGAGGAUUCUCUUCUAGCAGCGGAGAUACAUCCGACUAUAAAAGAAGUUCCCGUGGCUAAACCCCGAGUUCUCGGUGCUGAAGAAAAGGACGACCAUCGCCGGUUCAUAAAGGCCCCCACACCUACGCAAAGGCAUCUGGUAGCAACGACAAACCCAAACGUGUUACGCCGACAUCACAGUGAGUCUGAUCUGUUGGCCGAUUCUUUCGACGCUCCACCAAAAGUUUUACAUCACCGAAAAGAUAAUACCCUGAUAUCCAAAAUCUACAAGGAUCACCGAGUCAGGCAAUUCGCUCAGUCGACUAGGGAGGGGCGGUUGGCCGGUGAAGAAUCCCGUCCAAACUAUCAAAAUCAAUGGAGUUUGGAAGUAAAAAGCGCACCGGAAAUAUCACUGGAUACUAUCGACCAUGGGUUUACAUCGGACAAUGAUUAUUCGUCCGGAAAAACCGGGAAAAUGUCGUUUAGUUCCGAAGAAGACUUACUCUCGAUUCACUCCAACGCGAGCAUUGCUAAGAAAGAUUCGGUAGACGUAAAAUUCAAACUAGAAAAUGAAGAAAGGUCAUCGAGUAGAGAAAUUGCCAUCAGAUCUGCGUCGCCGAGUCUGCUAACACCAAAGCCACUGAGCACUCGAAAGUUUAUCUACAGUUCGUCGGAAGAUCUUCUGUCUACAGAUGAAGUUGAAGCCUUGCCGAAACGAAAAGAUAACACGUUGAUUUCGAAGAUCUACAAAGAUCCGAAAGUCCGAAAAAUUGCAUUGAAUAGCAGAGAAUUUAUCCCAGACGAAUAUCAGUCCAGGUCGAGAAAAAUUUCUCAAUAUAACUCAGAUGAGGAGGUGUUCCCGGAUAGGAGACCUGCGUCAGCUCCUUAUGAAAAGAAAGAAAUUUAUAGCUCUGUGGAUAAUGUGUCCUCGACUAUAUCAGAAGUAGGUCAUAAAAGCUACGAGUUUAAGCGCGAGAUCAGCGCGGAGAAAAUUGAAACUAAGCAUUGGAAUGAAGAAGUUAGAUCGAAACUUGUUAACAAAUUGGAGCCAGACUUGGAAGAAAUUGCCAGGAAGAAAUUAGUUCACGAUAUCUUGGAAAAGCUAUCGGAAAUGGAUACAUCGGAAGUUCAUAUUCACCCAGAGGGUGAUGAUGUUCGAAAGUCGGUAGAGGAAAUCGAUGAAUUUAGAGUGUCAGUCAAGGAUUUGAGGAAAAAGUUUGAAAUUAAUGACGGGAAAAGCAAACACGUCGUGUCUAGUCUAACUGCCAGAAGUUUGUCCAAACAAAUAAAGGAGUCUUUGAGACAAUAAAUACAUUUGGUUGGAGUGAUUUCAUUUUAACUAUUUUCACUAGGAAAUUGUAAAAAAAUUGUUGCUAAUAAUCAGUAUUAUUCAUCAAUGAAAUGUAAAAAAAUGUAUACUACAAAGUAAGACUGAAAAACACUAAGAAGAGUUUGAUUUAUUAUUUUACAACGGAGAUACAUUACGGAAUAAAUAAAGAAUAAAUAUUACAUAUCUAUAUGGAAACCAAGCCCGUUAAUGUGUUUUUGUGUAAAUUUUAUAAUGUCAGUGUAUUACUUAGCAGGUUUCUAGGUAAAGCGUGUAUAUGAGGAGUUACCGUUAUAAUUUCUUUUAAGUAUAAACGUAUGUAUAGUAAUAUAAAUAUUAUUUUAAAUUAGUACGUUGUUU
Cylas formicarius (sweet potato weevil) is the source of this 4252-nucleotide messenger RNA. RefSeq lists its product as uncharacterized. The transcript is spliced from 15 exons. NCBI's taxonomy places the organism in Eukaryota, Metazoa, Arthropoda, Insecta, Coleoptera, Brentidae. The record is from RefSeq and is a predicted model, not a curated record. Bases 257 to 3874 code for a protein of 1205 amino acids.